AUGGCACAGUCUAAGGAACUAGCAAAGCUUAUUCUGCAUUUUGGUUGGACCUGGGUCGGCCUGUUGGCUGCAAACAAUGAUUAUGGUCAACAGGGAAUUCAACCAAUUAGUCAAGAGAUCAUCAAAGCUGGAGCAUGUGUGGCCUUCACAGAAUACAUUAUUUUAGGUCAAUCAGACCGCAAUGCUCCCCAUAUAGUCAAGGUCAUUAAAGAGUCAACCGCUAAGGUCAUAGUUGUCUUCUCCCUUGAUGUUGACUUGGUUCCAGUUAUGAAUGAGAUGUUGAUACAGAAUGUGGAAGGGAAAGUUUUCAUUGCCAACGCAGGCUGGUCCAAGACUACCUUGUUGUUAAAUGGGAAUUAUUUUCAGGCUCUCUCUGGCACUGUUGGUAUAGGCACCAGCUAUCGGGUGAUUCCGGGAUUGAGUGACUUUCUUAAUAAAACCCAUCCUUUCACAUCUUUGGGUCAGAACUGGGUGAAGCUAUUUUGGGAGCAGGUUUUCAGUUGCAAGUUCCAUGAGAAAAAUAGUACAAGUGCACUGGAGAGCGCGGUAAAAGUGUGCACAGGAAACGAAACUAUAGAGAGCGUUAAGAAUAGCAACACCUUUGUCACCAGCCUAAAAUACAUCAACAAUUUCUAUGCUGCAGUCAAUGUCAUGGCCAAAGCUUUGGAAGAUCUGAAACAGUGCAAGAUGGGCAAAGGUUCAGUUUCUUUAAUGAAGUGCACCAACAUUUGGAAUUUCAACCCAUGGCAGCUCCUAUAUUAUAUCAGGAAUGUUAGGGUUAAACUUACCACUGGGAGAGAAAUUUACUUUGAUGAAAAUGGUGGUACACCAGAAGUCUACGACAUUGUGAACUGGCAGAUGGGUACAGGAGGUUCCAUGGAAAGUAUUAAGGUUGGAAGUUAUGACACCGCAACAUCCGUUGGUCAAGCACUGGACAUUAACUCAAGCUUAUUCCUUUGGGCGAUGGGAGAUAAAGAGGUCCCCAGGUCAGUCUGCAGUGAGAGCUGUUCUCCAGGAUACAGGAAGUCUGCUAUACCUGGAAAACCCGCCUGCUGCUUCGAAUGUGUCCAGUGUCUACAAGGAGAAAUCUCCACCCAGACAGAUUCCAUUGAUUGUAUUAAGUGUCCGUGGGACCAAUGGCCAAAUUCCCAGAAAACAAGCUGUCUGCCUAAGGCCACAGAGUUUCUCUCCUAUGAAGAUGUAUUAGGAACCAGUCUGGCAGCUGUCAGUGUCCUAUCUUCCUUCACACCGUGUCUUAUCUUGAAACUUUUGAGGCAUCAUAAGCAAUCUCCUAUAGUCAAAGCCAAUAAUUACUCUCUCAGCUGUCUUCUCUUGGUCUCACUGUUUUUCUGUUUCCUCUGCUCUUUGGUCUUCAUAGGUUAUCCUCAUCCUGAGAAAUGUCUCCUGCGUCAGGCUUCAUUUGGCCUGGUUUUCACGGUCUGUGUUUCAUGUAUUUUGGCCAAAACUAUCAUGGUGAUGCUUGCUUUCGCUGCCACCAGACCAGGCAGCAUUCUGAGGAGAUGGACCACACCUCAAGUGUCUUACAUGAUAAUUUUUACUUGUUUUAUGUUACAGUUUGUUUUAUGUCUCACUUGGCUGUCGCUCGCCCCUCCUUUCCCACAGUACAACACUCAAACCAAACCUGGACUCAUCAUUGUAGAGUGCAAUGAGGGAUCUCCCAUAGCCCUCUGGACCAUGUUUGGUUACCUCUUUCUUCUGGCCACCAUUAGUUUCAUUGUUGCCUUCCUGGCUCGGAGACUCCCUGACAGCUUCAACGAGGCCCAGUUUAUUACUUUCAGCAUGCUGGCCUUCCUCAGUGUCUGGGUGUCCUUCAUCCCAGCCUCCCUCAGUGCUCAAGGAAAAUACACAGUCGCCAUGGAAAUCUUUGCCAUCAUGGUCUCAAGUUGGGCUCUGGUAAUCUGCAUGUUUCUGCCUAAAUGUCUUAUUAUAGUGUGCCGACCAGAGAUGAACACUAGAGAGUAUCUUAUGAAGAAAAUCAGAGAUCAAAAUAAGACCAAUGGAGUGCAGAUAUUAAAUGUAGAGAAUCACUCUGAAAGUAUCUAA
Messenger RNA from Pseudophryne corroboree (corroboree frog), 2064 nucleotides. RefSeq names its product extracellular calcium-sensing receptor-like. Gene Ontology annotation, biological process: G protein-coupled receptor signaling pathway. Gene Ontology annotation, molecular function: G protein-coupled receptor activity. The record is from RefSeq and is a predicted model, not a curated record. Gene Ontology annotation, cellular component: plasma membrane. The transcript has 4 exons. NCBI's taxonomy places the organism in Eukaryota, Metazoa, Chordata, Amphibia, Anura, Myobatrachidae. The coding region runs from base 1 to 2064 and encodes 687 amino acids.